Molecule: messenger RNA, 2049 nt
Organism: Aphis gossypii (cotton aphid)
Lineage: Eukaryota; Metazoa; Arthropoda; Insecta; Hemiptera; Aphididae
Exons: 2
Coding region: 277-906 (209 amino acids)
Source: RefSeq, a predicted model, not a curated record
UAAUGCCGGAUUGCCGUGUUAAGUGUUAUCUAUUUAUAUAGGCUCUCUAGUGUUAUUCUGUUGUACACAGUUCCUAAUCCUCUCUAUUAUAGUAGUAUUAAGUCUAUGCCUUAGGUUCUAGGACAGUACCGAAAUUUUUAACUAUCGUAUAUCGCCAUAUUGGUUAGAGAGAGCCUAAUAAGCUUAUAGUUAAUUAUCUAGAUUCUUUAAGUUAGUUAUUGGCGCUUGGUAUAAGAUUUCUGUUCGACUUCUAGUCUUAUUAACACAUUUUUUGUAAUGGAACGCUUUAGUGAGAAUAAAAAUCCUGUAGGAAAAGUAAAUAAACGGUCGAAGAAAAACUGUGAUGCAUUUACUCAAACCGUGAUUGACAAUAUACCCACUCAGUGCGUCAUCCGGGACAAUGUCAAGAAGAAUCAAAAUGACAUAAAACAUACCAAACUUGGCAACGACAGUGACAGCAUUUCAUCAACCUCAAACACGGAUUGUAGUAUCGCCGGUACUACAACUGUUCCUGAAUGUGAUGACAUUACAAAUAAGAAAGCAUCGAAAUUCAUCAAGAAAGUAUUAAACAAUGAGCUCGACAAUGAGAUACCAAACAACGAACAAUCGUCAGUAAUUGCAAUGAUACUAUCCAGACGUUCGGCUAAACUUGCUGAACUUAAUUUGGAAGAUGAGGUCUUAAUGAAAAGUGCAGAAAUUCUUCACCAUAAAUAUAAUAAACAGAUAAGUGAUGUACAAACGUUUAAAAGUGUACAACGCUCCUGGAAAAGAAAAUUCCGAAGGUUACAUUUAUAUAUUAAUAGUAUAAAUAAUCAACUAAAUGCUCUGACUAGACUGCCUAAUCCAGCUGUCAAACGUGUUAGAAAUGUUGGGACACUUUGUAAUCUAACUGAACCUUACGAAUAACAACUCUGCUGUGUACCAUUAGUUAAUUACCCAAUGAGGAAAGACACUGAUUCUGCACAUCUCCACUCAAUACUUGUAUGCUAUGGCAAAAUGAUGUGUAGAACUGGUUUUUAUCUGACUCCGACAUAUUCUCUUGUUAGAGUGAGUAUAUAGAUCACUGGUACACCCAAUAGCCAAUAAACCAUUGAUACUUCUUGUAUUAUUAAUUAAUUUUUUUUAAUUUGUGUUCUUUUUCUAUAGAAUAACAAUAUAAUAUCUAAAAUAUGUUGUAACUUAACUAUUAUUUAUAAAUAUGGUUUAAUGCUUAGUGUAUUAUGCAACAAGCUCUGAUACUACACACUAAAUAUAAUACAAUAUACAUAAACUCCAUACCAUAACCAACAAUAAUCAAACAUUAGGGGUAGCAACUAUUAUUAUAAUUGGGCUAUUAUAAUAGAUUAUAAUUUAAACCUAAAAAUGAAGAGUAAGAACUAAUCAAAAAGGUAUCAUCGCACGUACACUUUCUACCUGGUAGAAUAUUAUAGAUAUAUAGUUGACACACACUUAUGACUCAACAGGAAAUCAUCUAUAUAUGAUUGACUUAAAGCGUGGGAAGGCGAAGGCCACACUUGUCAAUGACCAGCAGGGAUCUGCGGGUACCGCGGUUGUCCCUUUAUGAUAUAUAAGGGAGCCCUGAAUAGGCAUAUUUUAGACGUGAUCCACCAAAGUUAGAGCGAGCACCUUCACGUCACCCAGUUAAAUAAUUGUACUUUUUGGACUUAGAAUAUUUUUCAUAGUUUAAUUAAUUUAAUUAAUUGAACAGAAUAUAUUUCAAUAAAAAACACUGAGAAAUAUUUCAUCAGUCUUCAUUUUUUUAAACUAAUCUACCUGAUACUACAUCUUUACUAUUGCUUGUACGUGGCACGCUACAAGUGUUUAAAUUAUAAUAAAGUAAUUAUUUUUAUGUAAAAUUGUAAAUACAAAGCCUUUAAAAAAAGAGGUCAGAAUAUAAAAACUGGAUAGUAGAUGCAAAUAGUUAAAAUUAGCUUUCAUCCUAAUACAGUAACUCUGAUGAUUGUUUUUAUUCACUCUGAGUGAUUGUGAAAUGUUUAUAUUAUAUUUUAUUAUUGUGAUGUUGGGAAAUAAACUUAUAUUUUAAAAGUA